AUGCCGCCGGGGAAUUUGGCAUUCGAAAAGAGCUGUCUCUCUUUCUCUUCGUCUCCAUGUCCGUUUCACACCUUUUGCCAAUCCGUGGAGUUUCGCCUGCGCACCUGCAGCCAUACAAGAGUCUGUUAUUUUUCUGAUGAGUACGUGGAUUCUAGAUAUUUACUGGGCCAGGGCAUCGGUGCCAUCAUCUUUCCCCCAUACUCGGAGGCGUUCGGACGCAAAAAGCUGUAUAUCGUCAGUACAGCCUUGUACAGCAUUGCCUGCGCCAUCGUGGCCUCUGUUCACAGCCUUUCCGGCGUCGUCAUCGGUCGCCUCGUCAGCGGGUUCCUCUCAGCCAUUCCGACCACCGUGGUGAUGGGUAGUAUUGAAGACAUGUUCAAUUCGAAGGAUCGGGUCUGGAUGGUAUGCUGCUGGGCUGUGGUGUCGAACUUGGGGCUGAUCGUCGGGCCCAUCAUGAGCACAUUUGUCACGGCGGAUCUGGGGUGGAGAUGGUUGUUCUAUAUCGCCACGAUGGUGACCGGCGGCCUGGCUAUCCUCCUGUUGGGUAUCCGCGAAUCACGUCCGUCGCUGGCAUUGGCAAAGGAAGUUGCAAAGCUUCGCGAAGUCACGCAGAUUGAGACACUCGAGGGCCUGAAUCCCGACGAGACGCCGGAUUGGCAGACCUUUGUUCGGAUUGCGCUGUGCCGACCGGCGCGACUCUUCUUCACCGAGCUCAUCGUUUUCAUCGUAUCUAUCAUGAGUGCCGUCGCCAUCGCCCUGGUGUACCUGUUCACGGAGGUUCUGCCUCCCGUCUACAAGGACAUGGGCUUCAGUCCGAAGCAUGCGUGUCUGCCUUUCCUGGCAAUUGGAAUCGGACUGGCAUUUGGGGUUCUGACGCGUUGCCUUGAUCUGCACAUAAUCAAGAAGCACCGUCAGCAGGGCCGUCCCCUGUUGCCUGAGCAUAAGCUGGCUGGGUUCGGGAUCGGAACGCCCAUCCUGGCCGUGGGCCUCUGGGUCUUCGCAUGGUGCAUCCCGCCGGAGGUGACCAACGUCCACUGGACGGUGUCCGCUCUGGCGCUGGUGCUGAUCGGAUAUUCCCUGAAUGAGAUAGACUACGUGCUAAGUGGAUACCUCACGGACAGCUACCUGAGCUACGCCGCCAGCGGACUGGCGGCCCUGAGCGUGGUCCGGGCGUUGCUGUCGGCUGCUUUGCCACUCAUCGCCGUGCCUAUGUUCUCGAAAUUGGGGGCCAACGUCGCGGUGUCGGUGCUGGCGGCCAUCGCCACGGUGUUUUGUAUAGUUCCGCCGUUGUUUUCGCGAUUUGGGGAGGGGAUUAGGGCUCGAAGUCAGUUUGCCAAGUAUAGUUUGCGCAUGUAUAACCAGAAUAGUAUCGACGAGAAUGGGUAUUAG
Messenger RNA from Aspergillus melleus, 1389 nucleotides. Its product is annotated as putative MFS multidrug transporter. Bases 1 to 1389 code for a protein of 462 amino acids. Lineage: Eukaryota; Fungi; Ascomycota; Eurotiomycetes; Eurotiales; Aspergillaceae. The record is from RefSeq and is a predicted model, not a curated record. Gene Ontology annotation, biological process: transmembrane transport. Gene Ontology annotation, molecular function: transmembrane transporter activity. The transcript is spliced from 2 exons.